UUUCCGGUCUACUGUCAAACGCCAUAUUUGCCUGUAAAAUGUAAACAAAGAAUGUAUCUAUAAACAUCGGACUUAUUUUAUAAAAUUAUUGAUUCAGAUCUUUUGUAUUUUGUAAAUGAUAAUUAAUUUAGCGUUUGGUUGGAUAAUCUGCUGAAAAUAUGAGCUUCCUCUUUGGCAGUCGGAGCAACAAAACAUUCAAGCCAAAGAAGAAUAUACCAGAGGGGACGCAUCAGUAUGAUUUGAUGCAACAUGCUGCUGUCACUCUAGGUAGUGGAAAUCUUAGGUUAGCAGUCGCACUGCCUGAAGGUGAAGAUCUCAAUGAAUGGGUUGCUGUCAACACUGUGGAUUUCUUCAACCAGAUCAACAUGUUGUAUGGCACAAUCACAGAAUUCUGUACAGAAGAAACAUGCCCAGUGAUGUCAGCAGGACCAAAAUAUGAGUAUCAUUGGGCGGACGGACAAACAGUCAAGAAACCCAUUAAAUGUUCAGCACCAAAGUAUAUAGAUUAUCUCAUGUCUUGGGUCCAAGAUCAAUUGGAUGAUGAAACACUCUUCCCUUCCAAAAUUGGAGUGCCAUUUCCACGGAAUUUUCUAUCCAUAGCAAAGACAAUAUUAAAAAGAUUGUUUCGUGUGUAUGCACAUAUCUAUCACCAACAUUUCAAAGAGGUCAUGCAACUCAGCGAGGAGGCUCAUCUGAACACAUCUUUCAAACACUUUAUCUACUUCGUGCAGGAGUUUAAUCUUAUCGAACGUCGUGAGCUCGCGCCACUCCAGGAGCUCAUUGACAAGCUGACGAGUAAAGACCGAUGAGGGAGAAAAAGGAGAUUCCAUUUUUUAAUAGCCAUUUUUUUUAUGCGAUGGAUAUUUGACUUGCUUACGAUUAAGCACCGUCUGAUAAUAUGAUAUUUUAAAACUGUUGGACCACUAUGUUUUCUUUAUUUCGUGUGUAUAGAUGUACAGAAAUAAUUUUGCCGAGGUUUUUUUUCAUGUGUGAUAGUGCUUUUAUCCCAUGUUUCUUUUACAAUUAUUGUUUUUUAAUUACGGUAGGCAAGCUAAAUUUUGUUGACUGAACAAAUUUGUAAUAAUGUUGCUUAUAAACUGGGAGAUAAAUGUUACUCAUUGCUUUGUUUAGAACUAAAAUGGGGAAAAAAUAACUUACAUUUGUUAACAAUUUUUAACAAAAGGGCAAACUUGACUGUCUCAGAUGCUGUUAAUAAGUCUUAUAUUGUUUUGUGGGUGAGUGUAUUGGUCAUGCUAAAUUUAAGAAUAUUUUCGUACUGCAAAUUUAUAUACAAGGAAAACACCCUCAUAAUUAUGAAGAUUUUAUUCUUAUACAACUUUUGAGUUAUAUGAGGGAUAAAGGAU
Molecule: messenger RNA, 1364 nt
Organism: Ruditapes philippinarum (Manila clam)
Lineage: Eukaryota; Metazoa; Mollusca; Bivalvia; Venerida; Veneridae
Product: MOB kinase activator 1B
Exons: 4
Coding region: 159-809 (216 amino acids)
Biological process (GO): positive regulation of protein phosphorylation; hippo signaling
Cellular component (GO): cytoplasm; nucleus
Molecular function (GO): protein kinase activator activity
Source: RefSeq, a predicted model, not a curated record